This is a messenger RNA of Jaculus jaculus (lesser Egyptian jerboa), 4215 nucleotides long. It is a transcript of the gene Slc16a1, whose product is annotated as solute carrier family 16 member 1. Gene Ontology annotation, molecular function: monocarboxylic acid transmembrane transporter activity. The transcript is spliced from 5 exons. The coding region runs from base 185 to 1687 and encodes 500 amino acids. Gene Ontology annotation, biological process: transmembrane transport; monocarboxylic acid transport. The record is from RefSeq and is a predicted model, not a curated record. Gene Ontology annotation, cellular component: membrane. Lineage: Eukaryota; Metazoa; Chordata; Mammalia; Rodentia; Dipodidae.
AGAACAGUUGUGAAUUUUAUAUUCUGCAAUUUGUUACUGGCAACCAUGAGAGACUUAGGAUUCAGCAGUGAGCAGAUCCUAGCAUUUCCUCCCGGAAUUUAUAGUCUAGUUGGAAAACAGUUGAAUAUAUCAUUACCACAGUACUUGGAUUUGAGCUGCAUAUUGGAAUUAAUCUACACUUAAAAUGCCACCUGCAAUUGGAGGACCAGUUGGAUACACCCCCCCAGAUGGAGGCUGGGGGUGGGCCGUGGUGGUCGGAGCUUUCAUUUCCAUUGGCUUCUCCUAUGCCUUUCCCAAGUCCAUCACUGUGUUCUUUAAAGAAAUUGAGGGUAUAUUCAAUGCUACCACUAGUGAAGUGUCAUGGAUAUCUUCCAUUAUGUUGGCUGUCAUGUAUGCUGGAGGUCCUAUCAGCAGUAUCCUGGUGAAUAAAUAUGGAAGCCGUCCAGUCAUGAUUGCUGGGGGCUGCUUGUCUGGCUGUGGCUUGAUUGCAGCCUCUUUCUGUAACACUGUACAGGAACUUUACUUGUGUAUUGGAGUCAUUGGAGGUCUUGGUCUUGCCUUCAACUUGAAUCCGGCUCUGACCAUGAUUGGCAAGUAUUUCUACAAAAAGCGACCCUUGGCCAAUGGAUUGGCCAUGGCAGGCAGCCCUGUGUUCCUCUCUACCCUGGCCCCCCUCAAUCAAGCUUUCUUUGGUAUAUUUGGCUGGAGAGGAAGCUUCCUAAUUCUUGGGGGCCUCCUACUAAACUGCUGUGUAGCUGGAUCCCUGAUGCGACCAAUAGGGCCCAAACCAGAAGAGGUAGAGAAACUUAAGUUCAAAGACUCAAUUCAGGAAGCUGGAAAAUCCUCCAAAAAAGAUGGGGGUGAUGCAAAUACAGAUCUUAUUGGAGGAAACCCCAAAAAAGAAAAACGAUCAGUCUUACAAACGAUCAAUAAAUUUCUGGACUUGUCCCUAUUUACCCAUAGGGGCUUUUUGUUAUACCUCUCUGGAAAUGUAGUCAUGUUUUUUGGGCUUUUUACCCCUUUGGUCUUUCUUAGUAAUUAUGGCAAGAGUCAGCAUUAUUCCAGUGAGAAAUCGGCUUUCCUUCUUUCCAUCCUGGCUUUUGUUGAUAUGGUAGCCAGACCUUCUAUGGGACUUACAGCCAACACAAAGUGGAUAAGACCUCGAAUCCAAUAUUUCUUUGCUGCUUCUGUGGUCGCAAAUGGAGUGUGCCAUUUGCUAGCACCUUUAUCCACCAGCUACAUCGGGUUCUGUGUCUAUGCGGGAGUCUUUGGAUUUGCCUUUGGAUGGCUCAGCUCUGUAUUGUUUGAAACGUUGAUGGACCUCGUGGGACCCCAGAGGUUCUCCAGCGCCGUAGGACUGGUGACCAUCGUGGAAUGCUGUCCUGUCCUCCUGGGGCCGCCGCUACUAGGCCGUCUCAAUGACAUCUAUGGCGAGUACAAGUACACGUACUGGGCUUGUGGAGUCAUCCUCAUCAUCGCGGGCAUCUACCUCUUCAUCGGCAUGGGCAUCAACUACCGACUUGUGGCAAAGGAACAGAAAGCAGAGGAGGAGAAGAAGAAAAAGGAAAAUAAAGAGGAGGAGACCAGUAUAGAUGCUGAUGAGAAGCCAAAGGCAGUAACAGAAGCAGCACAGUCUCCACAGCAGAAAAGCCCGGGCGACCCCACAGAAGAGGAGAGUCCCGUCUGAGCCGUGGGCCGAAGCACGGAUGAGCAGUCCUGACCCCAGACACCUGAACAUUCUACUGGCCUCUAGUCUACCAGUGGUGCUCAAUGCAGACAAUGGACAUUUGUGUGGAAAACCUCCCAGGUGUUCAUUGAUGGAAUUUUUGUUUCACUCCUUACCAAUGUCUGAAUUUAAAAUAUCCCAAGCUUGUGGGUAAGGAGCAGUUGGCAAAGGAUAUGGGAAAGAAGUGUAGAGGUUUUUGUUUUGUUUUAUUUUAAUCUUAGCUUUUAACAGUGUCAUGAAGAUUAUAAUGUGCCUUAAGUUUUAGUCUUUAGAACUCUUUAGAGAGCCUUAACUUUUAAAACCAUUCUGCUGAAUUCAUCUAUUUUAAGUGUCAUGUUAAAAGGAAAAAAUAACUAACUUGCUUGAGAUAACUCUAAAAUUUAAAUAAUCUUCCUUUGUUAUUUGUAAUGUGUUGUCAGAUGUUGUUACUGGGACAUUUAUGAAUAGAAAUAUUGGUUAAAAGUUGGGAGGUGGGAGGUUUUAUAAGAUACUGACUAAAAUAUUUUUCUAGCAUCAACAGUUGCCUGGUAUAUGUGCCUGCUAGCUACCUAUUUAAGAAAAUUUAAGUAUAAAACUUCAGAAACAUCUCAGCUACAUUCAGUUUGUCAACACUUUCUGGGUAGGUACUUCCUCUUUGAUGCUUAUUACAAACCUAGAGCUAGAGUGUGUCACUCAGUUACCACUUCUGCUCCACAAAUAUUUUGAGUUAUUGCAGGUUGUUGCCCCUUGGAAAUCCCAUGGAAUUCUUUUUCUGACUUUGAAAGCAAGAAUUAAUCUAAAAAACUUUUUAUUCCUCGUGGCUCCUUAGUAAAUACAUCACGUCUGAUUUAGUGUAGCCAGGUAUUUCAAGCAUCAGCUGAAUUCAGCGUAGGUUUUUCCAACACUGAGACUGUUGGAAUCGUUGGGUAUGAAUUUGGUUUUGGGUUUUGGUGUUAGUUGGUGGUACUGGGAUUGAACCCAAAUACAAAACAAGCAUGCUAGGACAUGGUCUGCCACUGAAUCACACCCCCUAGAAUGUUUAAUUCCCCUGAAACUUUUGGUUUUUGGUGGUUUCAUUUAUAUUUGCCUUUAGAUUAGAGCUGUAUGUGAGAUAGCACAGACUGAAUGAGUGUGUUGUUUUGUUUGUUGUUUUUUACAUUUUUCCCUCCCACUGUUUGCAAAAUCAAGAGGGCCAGAAAAAUUUGGGUCCAGGUAAACCAACAAAGAUAAAAUAGAGGGAUGCUGGUAGUUUCCAUAAGGAAUCCCCUCCCUCCACCUACAAUAAGACUUCAGGGGAAAAAAAAAAUUCCGACAUGCUUAAAAUUAUUGGACACACAAACAUGAGGUUUUUUGACCCUUUUCACUGACCUGAAAUAUAGAAAACUUUGUUCAGUUUAAGGAUAAGAAGGGAGGGUGGGCCAGAAUGGAACUGUAAAUGUUUUUUAACCCAAAAGGCAAAUGCAAUGAAUUAUUUAGUUCAUGUAAAAUACCGCUGGAACUGAAAAGAUUCAAAGUAUAGAUUAAAAACAUAUAAAAAGUCUUUUCCAAAUAAAACAUUUAUUUUACUUUUAGAAAAUAAUUCUUCCCCCAUAUGUUUAUUUUCAUGAGGAAAAAUAUUGUGCCUUCAUUUUCAUUAUCAAUUUUAGUUUGGCCCUUGCUAUUAUUAAAUCUUUGGUUUAUAUAGUGUGUGAUUUGUGUAUAUGACUUAUUUUAUCUUGAUUUUUCUUCUGUACUCUUUAAGAUAUCAGGAGGGAAUUUUAAAACCUUUCUCUCUCUUUUUUUUUUUUAAUUUUUUAGGUAUGGUCUCAGUCUAGCCCAGGCCAACCUGGAAUUCACUAUUUCUCAGGGUGCCUUGAACUCACAGUGAUCUUCCUGGUGAUCCUCCUACCUCUGCCUCCUGAGUGCUGGGAUUAAAGGCCUGUGCCACUGCGCCUGGCUUCCAUUGUGUUAAGAUUAUCUACUCGUCAUGUUCUCAAUUCAAGAGUGAUUUUAAAGGAGGGAAUGGUGGUGCACGCCUUUAAUCCAGCACUCGGUAGGAGGAUCACUGUGAGUUCAAGGCCACCCUGAGACUACUUAAUGAAUUCCAGGUCAGCCUGGGCUAGAGUGAGACCCUACCUCGGGAAAAACCAAAAAGAAAACAUUGGAAUCCUCCCUUAGCUUAGGAGUGUUGAGGCAGGUCACAGGAAUGUUAGGGGAGAUCCUGCUGAGAGUAUUGGCAGGUGUGGAGCCACAUCUAACCCUUCUUCUGUAAAAAUGAGAUUUCUGUAGUGAAGCGAGUGGCAGAAAUGUAGGAAGUACAAACAAGGCAAGAGUAAGGGUUCCUUACCCCAUCCCAGUUGCUGAAGCUACAGUCACUGGGCAGACUCUGCUCAUCUGUGCCCGGCAAUGAAUAGCUGGUUUAUGAUGCAGGUGCGCCAUCACUCUUCGGAAGGAAGAGUUCUGAAUUUGCUGUAUUCAAAGGCCAAAGCUAGUAACUGGUAUAAAACUGGAAUUAAACUUUUAAAAUUUCA